UGUGACCAUGGAGGAAGCUGAGCUCUGCUUCCCACAGCUCCUCAACGCCUCGUGCAAAAGGCCGACGCAGCAUCAAGCUGAGAGCGUUUUCAUUUCCGUCCUGCUGUCCUGCAUCUCUCUGCUCACAGCAGUUCUCAACCUGCUGGUCAUCAUCUCCAUCUCACACUUUAGGCAGCUCCACACUCCCACCAACCUCCUCCUCCUCUCUCUGGCCGUCUCUGACUUCCUUGUCGGCUUUCUGCUGAUGCCGUUUAGAAUCUUCCUGAUAGGAAGCUGCUGGUUUUUAGGGAAGUUCAUGUGUGGAUUUUUUCAAUAUGCGUCCUUCAUCAUCACAUCAUCGUCUGUGGGAAACAUGGUGCUGAUUUCAGUGGACCGAUACGUGGCCAUUCAUGACCCUUUGACUUACACCACUAUGGUCACACAGAGAAGAGUUCGAGUGUGUGUGUAUCUGUGUUGGGCCUGCUCUGUCUCCUAUAAUGGUGUCGUACUCAAUACUUUUUUGAAAAAUCCAAACGCAUAUAACUCCUGCUAUGGGGAGUGUGUGGCUGUCAUCAACUAUGUAACAGGAGCUGUAGACGUUGUGUUGACAUUUAUUGGUCCCAUCACAGUCAUCAUUGUUCUGUAUGUGAGAGUCUUUGUUGUUGCUGUGUCUCAGGCUCGAGCCAUGAGGUCUCAGAUCGUGUCGCUCCAGGGUUCGAUUUGUGUAGUUUCUCAGAAGUCAGAGAGGAAAGCAGCUAAGACUCUGGGAGUGGUAGUGGUUGUGUUCCUGGUCUGCUUCUGUCCGUACUUCUACCCGUCUCUGGUGGGUGAGGACACGUCUCCAUCCACCACAGCAGCAUUUUCUGUUUUUGGUGUGUGGCUGCUUUACUGUAACUCCUGCAUGAAUCCAGUCAUUUAUGCUUAUUUCUACCCCUGGUUCAGAAAAUCUAUCAGAUUCAUUGUUACUCUGCAGAUACUGAAGCCUGGCUCCUGUGACGCCAACAUGCUGCAGUAGAGACGUGGCUCAUGUAAAACAAGGGAAAUGUUUGUGUCCUAAAUCAAGCACACUUUACAGUUUCUAGAUUUGAUGUCUUUGUCACAGAUUCAGCGUCUUAGUCAUGACGCAUCCCAGUUCUGGUUUUAUUUUGUUAGUUCCUGUCUCCAACUGUCGUUUUGUUUUGCUCAUGUCCUGCUUUAUUUCUGGUCAUGCAGUGUCCCAGCUGCAACCUUUAAUCACUAACCCAGUACUCUAUAUUAGCUCCAACAUUCACCCUGUUUAGUGAGAUUCAGACUGUCUGUGUUUCCAUGCCAGCAAUCCAGUUCUCUUUUUGUGUAAGUCUAGCUCGUGUUUUGACCUCUGAUUCUGCCUUGACAUUGUCUUACCU
Messenger RNA from Betta splendens (Siamese fighting fish), 1364 nucleotides. Its product is annotated as trace amine-associated receptor 13c-like. The transcript is spliced from 2 exons. Gene Ontology annotation, biological process: G protein-coupled receptor signaling pathway. Gene Ontology annotation, molecular function: trace-amine receptor activity. Gene Ontology annotation, cellular component: membrane. Bases 8 to 994 code for a protein of 328 amino acids. NCBI's taxonomy places the organism in Eukaryota, Metazoa, Chordata, Actinopteri, Anabantiformes, Osphronemidae. The record is from RefSeq and is a predicted model, not a curated record.